Messenger RNA from Vigna umbellata (rice bean), 1186 nucleotides. The record is from RefSeq and is a predicted model, not a curated record. Lineage: Eukaryota; Viridiplantae; Streptophyta; Magnoliopsida; Fabales; Fabaceae.
CUUCACAAUCGAAUAUUAGUCAUACAUUAACAUGUUCUUAUGUGAUAUGAAGGUAUGCAAAUAUAGUUUAGUUUUUCAAAUCCACAAGACAAAUCUCUUGCCUUACCAUGCCUCAUUUGUUUACAGGGAACUAAUGCACAGGUAGGUCUGGUAAUGUAUAAUGCCAACUCCAAUGCAGAUGUCCAACAUAUCCAUUGGACAGGAGAGGUGGAUUAUUUUUUAGGUGUGUUAUCAUCGUUAGUCUUCAAUGGAAAUAAUGAAAACCAACACACCAUGGUGCAAGGUCUUGGAGAGGCUCUAAUGUUGUUUCCAAGGCCGUCUGAUGUCAUGACAAAAGAAGAAUACUACAACGGUAGUAGACAUUGUAUUCUUAUAGCAUCCGGAGACCCUGUUCCUAGGAGAAUGUUAGUCUCUGUGCCACAGAUUGAUAAAGGAAGAAUUUUUGGCACACAGUUGCAUACUUUAAAUGUUGAUUUUUGUGAGGUGGCAGAAAUGUUUGGCCCGCUAGCAGUAUCCCUUUCAAUAAUAUCUGCAGUGCAACAUCCAAUUUUUGGAGUGAUAUUCAAUAUGGGAAAUAACGGUUCUCCAAUGGUAACCACUCCAAACUCUAACAUUAGAAUUGGCGAGUUGAAUGUUCUAUUGGCAAGAAAUUUUAAGGAGGCACAUGCCCUUCGUGGGAAAAGAAGAGUGGAUCCAGCCACAAAAGAGAGUGUAAAAUCAAUGAGGAUGACAAAUGAAGAAGUUGCUAACAUGGUUUAUUCAAGAGGAAACAUAGUUAAUAGUGAACCAUCCUUAUUACCACCAAUUCUUCCAUAUGGUUGUACUAGUACCAGCAGCAGCAGGCGUCCACAUCUUCCAUUCCUGGCAGCAGGCUUUGAUCCAUAUGGUAGACCUGUGUUUGGACCAACCGCUGGGGUUCCACCUCCACCAAAAACACCUCAAUUUAAUCCCCAUGAUUUUUGGCCUCCUCCACCAUCUUCUACAUAUUCUCAAAACCUAGUGCAUGCAUGGGAGGUAAACUGAUUAAUUAGCUUCAUUAUUCUGCAGAAAACUAACAUAAUAUGCCUUCACUGAACAUGUUAAAUUUUCCUUAUACUAGUUUCUCUAUAAGAUACUUUUAUACUUUCUAGCUUAAAAAGUAAUCUUUGGUUUACGUUGACAUUUUCUCUUCUCCUUCUCUAGGGAA